Messenger RNA from Alnus glutinosa, 412 nucleotides. RefSeq lists its product as uncharacterized. Lineage: Eukaryota; Viridiplantae; Streptophyta; Magnoliopsida; Fagales; Betulaceae. The record is from RefSeq and is a predicted model, not a curated record. The transcript has a single exon. Bases 27 to 374 code for a protein of 115 amino acids.
UUUAAGAAAGGCAACUUAAUUGCUAGAUGGCAGAAUCAGCAAGUGCAGAAAUUCAAGAAGAAGCAAAUGCUUUGAUAAUAAAUGUCAAUGAAAAUUCUGAAAGUGAAUGGGAAGCAAACAGUGCAAGUGGAAAUGAAAGUCAAAAGGGAAAAGUUGAUACGGAAGCCAACUUGCUAGACAGAGCGUUGGCAAAUAACAUCACACAAAUGCUAGAAAGCUUGGAGCCUCCCUUAUCACCUGAAUGUUGUAUCUACAAGGUUCCAAGUGAUCUUCGCAAAAUGAACGAAGAAGCUUACACUCCUCAGGUUAUAUCAAUAGGGCCUUUUCACCACGGUGUUGAAAGGUUCCUCGCCAUGGUUGGCAGGCUAACUUGAGACGUGAUUAUUUCAGCACUCCUUGGAGAACUGCUUCU